ACUACACCACUAACUAGUACUGAAGUGCCAUCAACCACUACUGAAACAACCAGUGCAACUCAUACUACACCUUCAGCUUCAUCCCUUAGUACUGAGCAGAAGACAACUGCUGUAACACAUGAAACCAAGAGUGCUACUAAACCACUAACUAGUACUGAAGUGCCAUCAACCACUACAGAAACUUCCAGUGCAAGUCACACUACACCUUCUAGUGCUACUACACCACUAGCUAGUACUGAAGUGCCAUCAACCACUACUGAAACAACCAGUGCAACUCAUACUACACCUUCAAGUGUUACUACACCAUCAACUAGUACUGAAGUGCCGUCAACCAGUAGUGAAACAUCCAGUGCAACUCAUACUACACCUUCAGCUUCAUCCCUUAGUACUGAGCAGAAGACAACUGCUGUAACACAUGAAACCCAGAGUGCUACUACACCACUAGCUAGUACUGAAGUGCCAUCAACCACUACUGAAACAACCAGUGCAACUCAUACUACACCUUCAGCUUCAUCCAUUAGUACUAAGCAGGAAACAACUGCUGUAACGCAAGAAACCCAGAGUGUUACUACACCAUCAACUAGUACUGAAGUGCCGUCAACCAGUAGUAAAACAUCCAGUGCAACUCAUACUACACCUUCAGCUUCAUCCCUUAGUACUGAGCAGAAGACAACUGCUGUAACACAUGAAACCCAGAGUGCUACUAAACCACUAACUAGUACUGAAGUGCCAUCAACCACUACAGAAACUUCCAGUGCAAGUCACACUACACCUUCAGUUUCAUCUAUUACUACUGAGCAGAAGACAACUGCUGUAACACAUGAAAUCCAGAGUGCUACUAAACCACUAACUAGUACUGAAGUGCCAUCAACCACUACUGAAACUUCCAGUGCAAGUCAUACUACACCUUCAGUUUCAUCUAUUACUACUGAGCAGAAGACAACUGCUGUACCACAUGGAACCCAGAUACUAAGCAGGAAACAACUGCUGUAA
Molecule: messenger RNA, 993 nt
Organism: Xenopus tropicalis (tropical clawed frog)
Lineage: Eukaryota; Metazoa; Chordata; Amphibia; Anura; Pipidae
Product: flocculation protein FLO11-like
Exons: 4
Source: RefSeq, a predicted model, not a curated record